Molecule: messenger RNA, 2613 nt
Organism: Saccostrea cuccullata (small rock oyster)
Lineage: Eukaryota; Metazoa; Mollusca; Bivalvia; Ostreida; Ostreidae
Product: zinc finger protein 271-like
Exons: 7
Coding region: 103-1752 (549 amino acids)
Biological process (GO): regulation of transcription by RNA polymerase II
Cellular component (GO): nucleus
Molecular function (GO): DNA-binding transcription factor activity, RNA polymerase II-specific; sequence-specific DNA binding
Source: RefSeq, a predicted model, not a curated record
GUCAUUUCCGGUGAUAAUUUUUGCGGUCCUUCCUAACUUUAUUAUCAAAAAUUGUCAUUUCCCCGUCGUUUUCAACAGCAAAACCAUUGCCUAUAUGUAGAAAUGGAAGGGAAGGAUAACAGAUUUAUUUACCAUCUCUCUUCAUUUGAAGAUUCAAAGGCACUUGGGAGACUGAUUGACUCCACAGAAAGAAAUUUUUCAUCAGCUGGCGAAAAAGCUGAAGAAUCCAAAGGACCAGGGCUGAGUGAAUCUGUCAAAGGAAAGGUGACUCCUGUAACAGUGGAGAAAUGUAACACUGUUGAUCCAGUUUCCAUUCAUGACCAUGAUACAGAAGGAGUCAGUCUUCUCUUAGGUAUGAGAGAUAGCAUCAUAGCCAGUGAAGAAAAAGCAAGCUUUGAAAAAAACCGACUGAAGAGAGAGCGAGAUCCGCUGACUGAGCACGAGUAUGUGUCAUUAUCAAAACAUAAGAAGAUUAUGUCAGACAUGGAGGGGGCCUAUAGCAGUGCCGAGGACACGGACCAGGAAGAGAAACCAGCCAACCAGGAAGUCGGUCCAGUCGACCAGGAAGUGAACCACGUUAUUGACCACGUGGGGGAGGUAACUAAGGAAGAGAAGGAGGAGGUGGGGGAGGUGGUGAGGACGGAGGAAGUCAGCACGGUGGACGAGGACAGCCACGAACCCGUCUACAAGUGUGCCUUCUGUGACCAGUUCCACACCAAGUCCGAGCUGAAGAAGCACAUACAGAAACAUGUGGGGGACAGGCCCUACCACUGCGACCACUGCUCCAAGACGUUCAGUGGGAGGGGUCCGCUUCAGAGUCACCUCCGGAUUCAUAACCGCCCCUCCACGGUGAAAUGCUCGGUGUGUGACGAGGCGGUGAGGGACAAGACAGCCCUGUCCGCUCACAUGAAGAUCCACAUCACUAACCCUGCCUACAAGUGCUGGUUCUGUAGUCAGACCUUUGUUAAAAAUGAACAUCUACAAAACCACCUUAGGAUUCAUGCAGGUGAGAAGCCUUACAAGUGUGAGGAGUGUGGGAAGUCGUUCAGUUACUCCUCUAACUACAAGGUUCACGUCCGACUCCACACGGGGGACCGUCCAUACAAAUGUGGGGUGUGUGACGAGACGUUCCGACAGCUCCACUCCCUAAAGGCUCACCAGAGUAAACACACCGGACAAAAGCCUUUCAGGUGUGGUAUUUGUGACAAGCAGUUUCUCCACAAGCGAAGUCUUCAGUUUCACCUCCGUAUUCACUCAGCGGACUGUGAAGUAGAGAGAAUGCACGCCGAGGAUAUUCCUGGUCGAUGUGAUGCUUGUAAAACCUUAUUUACAGCAAAAAUGGAUCUCCUUCGGCGAGUGAAGAUAACGUCCGGGGAUCGCCCCUAUGGCUGUCGGGAGUGUGGAGAGUGCUUCCUCGAGGCAGACGACCUCAAAUCUCACUUCAGGAAACACGCCAAGGAGAGCACGCGGGGGUGUCUGAUUUGUGGGAAGGGGGACGAGGGGGUCCCACCUAAAAACGCAUACGUGGACAUUCAUAAACACAUGAAGACAAUGAGACUCCAGCUUAAGGGUUUCAAAAGAGAGGUGUCCCUGAUGAAGAAGGAGAUAGCUCUGCUGAAGAAGUCAGAAAUUGACUCGGAUGAAGUGUGUGAAGAGGAAUGUGUGUCGCCAGAGAUCAAAUUCGACGAAGUGGAGGAACCAGAGGAGAAGUUAGACCACCAGAUGGUAUCUCAUGAAGAGGUGGUGCACUGAGGUGGUACCCUGAUUUAUUAGGGGGGUAACACUAAGGACAUUUUAUUAAGUAUUGUCAAAUUUGACGGUGGUGCAUGACCUACAAAAGUAGAUGACUGUAUAAAAGUGACAUUUAAAUGUGAUGCAAUAACUUUGAAGUGAUGUUUCAUGUGAAGAUGAUGCACCACCUCAAGUGGUUCCUCAUUUUAAUGUGGUGCCCUUUAUCAACUUAGCUAUUUGUAUAUAUAUUGCUAAAUAGAACUAAUUGAUCUUUGAAUUGCUUGUUUUUUAAAAGAUGUCAAAAACAAUAGCUAUUUACUCAUUCCGAACAAAGUGAGUAUUAACGUAUUUUAUACCAAAUUAAUACUGUGUCAUUUCUGGUACCUUUAAAAAGACUUCUAUAAGGGAGGUGUACAUAUAUUUAUAUUUAUACAUCUGUACACAUGUAUUUGUCUUAGAGAUUGCAGAAGACAUUGAACUCCUAUGAUGUUCUUAUACAUAAACAAGAGAUUUAUUUUAUGUUUAAUUAACUAAUAUCUUCAUAUUCAAUGUAGUUUCAUAGAUGAAAAAAAAAUUAUCUUGAAAAAAAAUUGUCAAAUUUUAAAGAACCUUGUAAUGCCCUACGAAAUAUGUCCUACUUUUUUUUUUUUAUUUAUGAGACAGUUUUAUGAAAGUGUUUUUUUUUUUAAAUUAAAUUGGAAUACAUGUGAAAUGUUUACAUGUAAUGGAAAUGUUUGAAAAUGUUAUUUAUUUUCCUUUGUUGAUUUGCAACUGCAUGACAGAAUAAAUUACAAGGUACGUAUACAUUUCCACCACUCAGCUGUUCUUGACAUUGCUGAUAUAUUAACUUUGAUGCUACUGAAAUAAAUUCUGUGACUUUAA